This is a messenger RNA of Vicia villosa (hairy vetch), 1395 nucleotides long. RefSeq lists its product as uncharacterized. Lineage: Eukaryota; Viridiplantae; Streptophyta; Magnoliopsida; Fabales; Fabaceae. Gene Ontology annotation, biological process: regulation of DNA-templated transcription. Gene Ontology annotation, molecular function: protein binding. The coding region runs from base 1 to 1395 and encodes 464 amino acids. The record is from RefSeq and is a predicted model, not a curated record. The transcript is spliced from 3 exons.
AUGGCGGCAGUAGGAGAAUUUUUAAGGGAAGUAGAAGUUGCCUUUCAUGAUGACAGGGAAAAGUAUGAUCAAUUUUGCAAACUCUGGGAAGAUCUUCAAUUUGGAAGAAUUCAUUAUUUAUUUUUCGAAGAAAAAUUGACGAGCUUGUUUGAAGGACAUAAACAUUUAAUUUUGGAAUUCAACAAACUUCUGCCGAAACAUGUAUCCGACUUUUUUGAAGCAGUCAAAGUUACUUUAAAAGAUGAUUAUCAUGAUUUUAUUAAAGUUGUUGCAGAUUACAUGAAUAGAAAGAUUGAUGAAAGGUGUCUUUCUUCAAGAGUGGAGGUGCUGCUCAGACGGCAUGAGCAUGCGGAUUUAAUCAGCCAGAUUAGCACCUUCCUUUCAGCUCAGUGUCAUGCCACAUUUCCUCGUUGGGAUGAACUUCCUUUUGAUGUGCUUGAUGUUAUUUCCCGAAAGCUCGAUUUUGCCGACCUCUUUCAAUUUUCUCGUGUUUGCACUAAUUGGAGAGUUGUUCAUAAAUCAAUAGAUCAAUCAAAAUUCUUGACAUCCCAAGAACCAUUACUUGUUGAGGUUUUGAAAUCUCCUGUUAAGGUACCAUAUUCCUGUAUUAGCCUACCCAAACAAAAAGUUUAUCCUUUGAACAAGAUGAUGAUGAACAUGUUGAGUUACUCAGGUGACUCCUUCCCUAUCUAUGUUAGCUGUUCCUGUGGAUAUUUCGUUAUUAUAGCGGACAAUUCUUCGCUUCUGCUCAUCAAUCCAUUUACAAGAAUAAAAAAGAAGUCCAACAGUCUGCAUGUCUAUCAAUCUAGAAAUAAUGGUUGGGUUACUUGUUCCACUGACUAUCCCCAUGAUAUUGGCAACUUAGUUCACAACUUUAUUGACGACUUUGUGGCUUUGAACAAUAUAAUAUAUGUUGUUACUUCGGAGGCCAGGAUAGGGGUACUCAAUUUGAAUUCUGCAAAUAUUGAAUUUUUUAAAAUGGCUAAUUCCCACAAUUUAAAAAAAUUAGAGUUACAGAGAUCAUCCUUUAACUUGGUUAAAUGUGAUGACGAACUUUUUUUAGUUCGAUUAAAUCCUGAUCUUACAAGGGGUUCCUUCUCUCCGCCAGAGAGAAAAGUUUUCAAGAUAGAUUUCUCAACCAUGACUUACGUGGAACUCGAAACCUUGGGGAACAUUGCAUUAUUUUAUGCUUGUUUUAAGAGCUGUAAGGCAUUGAGCAACCCGAAUAAAUGGGGGUAUGAGAACAACUCUGUGUAUCAAGUUUGUAGUCAUCUUCCUCAUCAAAUUACCAAUUGUACUGUUUAUAAUUGGGAUAAAAAAUCUGAGAAAUAUAUUGCGCCUCCAAAUCUUAGAACAAAGGGCAGCAGUAUCUUAGAUUGGUGUUUUAUAAUAUGA